AUGAACAAGGUAAGAGACGUUUGGGAAAGCACACAUGUGGUUGGAUGGGCGGGAUUCAGAUUGAAGUCCAAACUGAAAGCUUUGAAAGAAGCACUAAAAGUGUGGAAUAAGGAAGUUUUUGGGAUUGUUGAGUUUAAAAUCAAAGAAGCAAAGGAGGAAUUGCAGGCUUUAGAAAUAAUUUCAGAGGAGAGAUCAUUGCAUGAGGAAGAGCUAGUAAGAAGAAGAGAGGUUAAAGGGGAGUUGUGGAAGCUAAGGAAAGUGAAGGAAUGGAUCCGGAGUAGAAACUUGAUGGACUCCAUUACAAUAAAGGGCAACACUUUCAAUAACCCUGCAGAGAUGAAGAAAGAAAUUGCAAGUUAUUUUGGUGAAGUUUUUGCAGAACAUUGGAAGGAUAGACCCAAGAUUGGAAGAAUGUAUAGGUCCAUUGAACUAGCUCAAGCUGAGAUGUUGGAGAAGGAGUUUUUUGAAUCAGAAAUAUGGGCAUCAAUCAAGGAGUGUGAUGGGAAUAAAGCACCUGGCCUUGACGGAUUUAAUUUGAUUAGCAUGCAAAAGGGGUGGAAGAUUAUGAAAGUUGAUAUUCUCAAAUUCAUGGCUAAGUUCCAUGAGAAUGGUGACAACUGGUACAUUGACCAUUGGAAUUUGCCUGCUACUGUCUUGAAGCCCCAUGUUCUCGGCACUGGGAGGGCUGUUGAGUGA
Messenger RNA from Camellia sinensis, 696 nucleotides. Lineage: Eukaryota; Viridiplantae; Streptophyta; Magnoliopsida; Ericales; Theaceae. The record is from RefSeq and is a predicted model, not a curated record.